ACGCGCGGCUAGUAGAAAAAGGCGCCUAGCCGCGCUGCGACCCGCAAAGCAAAGAAGAAAAGCGGCAGCGCCGCGGCCGCAGUCAGCAACACAAACGAGCAUAUUGGGUUGGCGUCGGGGCAGCGUCAGCCUGGCAUCCCAUUCCUUCCUUCCUCGCCCUCCCCUCACCGGACAAACCCCACCUUUCCGCUCCGCCCUGCUCCUGUUCAUCUCUCGCUGCGGCCGAUACGACGCCUGCGCCGCGCCGCCGGCCGCGCGCGUGCGGCUCCCGGAUGCGGCGUCCAGGGCCGGUCCUCUGCGCGGCGCUGGCCGUCGCGCUCCUGGCCCCGCUUCCGCCCGCGGCGAUCGCGGCAGAUUGUCCGUUGGAUUUCAGUUGGCCAAACUUUGCGCUGAUAGCUUCUGUAUGCUCGGAUCAGAAUGGCCACUCAAAGUGUUGCCGCUAUAUCAAUGCCGUCCUCGCGGUCUCAUCUGCAAUGUAUGCGAACACAACAGGCACUCUUGGGGUUCCAUCUGAACUUGCCGAUGCCUGUAUUCGCAAUAUCUCAGACACCUUCGUGUCCAAUGGGAUACUUCCUACUGCAGCUUCGUUUUGUGGCCUCGGGAUCAAGAUUCAGGCGUCCUAUCAGUGCGUUGGGAUGACUACUAUCCUCCAAAUGUUAGUCUCCGAAUUUCAGUGAUGUGACUAGAAAUUGUGCAACCUCACUUCCAGAUGACGUCAGCUGCAAGAGAUGCUUAAAUUCUGGUUUGUCAUACCUCCGCCAUCUUGUGGGGGAACAAGAUAAUGUCACAUUGAAUACCUGCCGUGACGCUGCCUUUGUUGCUUUUGUGAGUCAAGGGAACGUAUCUACUCUUGAUACGGCGGGUUGCUUUUUCAGCGUUCAGGGGCUGAGUGCUCUUCAAGGUUCGAAUUUUCUCCCGUCUAUCAUAGAAUGGACAGUGCACUUAACAAAAUUUUGGCCACACAUUACUUUUGUAUUUCAUAACUUAUAGAGGGAGAAUAAUAUUACAUAUUUUUUGUUCUGACUUCUUAAUGCUGGUACACUGCAUAAACCCCACAGGAUUUACAACUAUGAUUUGUAGAACUUAUGUAGCACCUUAUAGAGGAAGAACACCUUUUCCUUUUCUUGAAGAGUGUUAACUGCCAAGGCUAGUGCAUUUCAUGAAUGAACAUGUUCAUCACCAGUUUUCUUUUCAAAGCUUCAGCUGUGCUGCACUUUUUUUUGACUGUGACACAUUUGCACAUAGUAUUUCACAGUAUGCAAAUUAUAGGUAUAUUAUAUUAAUCAAUUAUCAGCACAUUUUUGUUGUAGAUUUGUAGUGCAAGUUUCAUAUGAAUAUACAUCUUUGGUAAAUGGAGUAUAUGUGGGUAUCUUUUCAAAACUGUUUCAUUUUACUAUCUUGGUUGGCAAGAUGGUUUAUUUUGAGUAAGUUGAUUGACUUUCUGCUGGGAA
Messenger RNA from Triticum aestivum (bread wheat), 1451 nucleotides. RefSeq names its product probable receptor-like protein kinase At1g49730. The transcript has 2 exons. The record is from RefSeq and is a predicted model, not a curated record. The coding region runs from base 273 to 677 and encodes 134 amino acids. NCBI's taxonomy places the organism in Eukaryota, Viridiplantae, Streptophyta, Magnoliopsida, Poales, Poaceae.